Messenger RNA from Portunus trituberculatus (swimming crab), 4824 nucleotides. Its product is annotated as SH2 domain-containing protein 3C-like. Lineage: Eukaryota; Metazoa; Arthropoda; Malacostraca; Decapoda; Portunidae. The transcript is spliced from 15 exons. Gene Ontology annotation, biological process: small GTPase-mediated signal transduction; positive regulation of peptidyl-serine phosphorylation. The record is from RefSeq and is a predicted model, not a curated record. Bases 538 to 3318 code for a protein of 926 amino acids. Gene Ontology annotation, molecular function: guanyl-nucleotide exchange factor activity; phosphotyrosine residue binding.
GUAAGAAUAGUAAUAAGAGUUGCGUUGUGUUUAUCUGAGUGUGUACGUGACUUCAGUGUGGUUCUUAUAACUUAAAUCGAUCAGAAAAGUGAGUGAAGCUAAGGAACAAAAUAAUUUCAUUAUUUCUCCAUUCCGAUAAAGGUGACGGUGAACAAAGUAGUGCAGAACGUCUUAUAUUUAAGUUAGACAUAAACCUAAGUGAAACUGUGUAGAAAGAUUAGCUGAGGAAUUGGGAAUGAUUCGUUAUAGUAUUUUUUUUAUGUUAUCUUGAGUUUUGAAUGUAAAAUAGCAGUGUGGGUCUUUAAUUGUUACAUUCGCCGGGCUGACAUCAGUUUCGAGUGAUAUAAACACAGGAAUCGAACAAAGGAAGGUGUAUAUACGACCUUUUCUUGCCAUUUCCGAUCUAAAGAAUUGAAACAUGACUAGGAAAGUUACUUAAGUUUCCUUGAAAGUAAAGCUGAAGGGUAGAAAAAACAGUACACUAACGGACAUAAAAGUAACGUAAAACUGGACACGUGGCCUUUGAGUUGCGCCACAAUGGAUCAUAUCUUCAAGUUUGAUAAAGGAGGAUCACUGAUAUCCAGUCUCCGUCGAGGGGCGUCGCUGCGCAGGAUGUCGUGGUUGCCUCGGCGUCCGCACCUGGAAUGCAAGGCGUGGCUCUCCUCCCUCGACCUUCGUCAAUACGCUGAGUGCUUUGCAAAGUUCGACGGCGUGGAGGAUGUCUUGUACUACGACGAGGCAGAAGUGAAGGCGCUAGGGGUGAGAAACUCCGCGCAUCGGGUCAAGAUGAUGUCCUCGCUGCAGAGUCUCAAGCAGAAGUGGGAGAAGAAUCAUAAACUUAAGAGCGUCGACCCAAAUCCUCGCAGAAGUUACGUGGACGACCGCCAUCGGAAUCGCCCCCUGCCGGAUCCUCACGAGGACUGUGCUGAGGUUGUCCUACGAUCCGGAGAGAACAGCAUAAACAGGAGGGAUGCCAAGAAGCGCGAGGCUGCUUUGCUGAGUCCCUCCUCCGUUAUCAAAAUGUCAUUGGAGCUGGAGAAGGAGGCUGCCAGCCAAGCAACUGAGGCAGGAGAGCUGAAGAGGUUGCUGGAGUGGGAGCUGAGUCAGGACGCGAGUGAGCUCAGCAGCCAUGCCUGGUACCAUGGCACCAUUCCCCGUGCCCGCGCAGAGGAGGUUGUGCUAAGGAAUGGUGCCUUCCUCAUCAGGGACUGCAUCUCCCAGCCUGGUGACUUUGUCCUCACAUGCCACUGGUCAAGCCAGACACUGCACUUUGUUAUUCAAAAGACGGUGGUUCAGCCGAACACUGUGUACGAGAGGAUUCAGUAUCAGCUGGAGGACGAUGCCUAUGACUCCAUUCCAGACUUAGUGAGGGCAUAUGUGGGUGGCAAGAAGCCUAUCACUGUGUCCUCAGGUGCUCGCAUCUCCACACCUGUCAACCGUACACUACCGCUCAGCUUCUAUGCAUCUAAGUAUGCAGUACAGACAGCACACACUUUCACCCAUGGCACUCUCAGCCGCCCUGUCACGCGAGGCGCAGACCCUGGCCCGGGCACCACCAGCUUGCUGAGGCACCAACACUCCUACAGCGGGCCAGUAGCAGUUGGCUGCACCAUUGUGAGGAGUCCAGCCCACUCUCCUCCCAGAAUGAGGCGAGACACAGCGCCCACUCUGCCCUUCAAGACACGCAGUAGUAGCACCUCCAGGCCUCCAGAGGACCCACCUGAAGGAGGAACAGGAAGAUCAGAUGAGAAAAGCUGCAGUAAUGAUGGGGUGAUUGGCAGCCGUCCUUGUGUGGAACAGGCCAAGUUCACCUCUCAAUCACUGCCUCGUAAGAUGGCCUCUAAGUCCUUCUCAGUUGCCUCUGAACAUGUCAUACCAGCAGACACAAGUACAGCACAGCAGGAGAUCAAGACAUCUGACACACCAGCAGAGGAAGAGCAUCCUUCCCCUCCCCCGAAACCUUCUCGUGUUCCAUCCUUCAAAGUCAAGCCAAGAAAGCCUCCUCAAGUAGCCCCUCUUGGAGAGCGCCUCUAUGCAGAGAUAGAUGAAGGUGAUGAGGAUGAGAACAGAGAUAGAUCAUCUACUGAUGAUCUCAAGACUCCCACCAGUAGCAGUGAGGCAGAGAAUAAUGUGAAAAACACUGAAGAAAUCAUAGGAAGUUCUACAUUGCGUCAUUCCAGACUCUCUGAGACUUACCAACCCUCAGGCUCUGACUCUGGCAAUGGUUCAGGAGACUCUGUGCAGACUUCAGCCAGUGAUGCUCAAAACCGAGACAGCCAGACCUCCUUUGGGGAUAGCGGCAGUGUGCAGCUAGAGGAUGACUCCAUGGUGGAUGAGCCAGUGCUUUUCAGCUUGCCAGAACUCCUCUCCUCCUCAGCCUUUGAUCUUGAGAAUUUCAGCACCCUCCUUCUGAAUUCUAUAGAGAACAAGCCCUUGGACACCACAGCCCUCAAAGGAGUAAAGAACACACUGAUGGAGAGUGGCUCAAGAGUUCUGGCUGCUCACCUCACCCAGGUGGACCUGGAGCUGCUUAAUGGCAAUAGUGAAAAUGACUUUGGCCUCGGGGUGACAUCAGGCAUUGAACUCAUCACUCUGCCUCACGGAUGUCAACUCAGAGCUGACCUUAUUGAGAGGACAGAAUGCCUGAAGCUCCUGGUGGCUGUCACUAUAAUGAUGGAGCAGGAUCUGAACGAGCGUGCUGAAAUAAUCUAUCGCUGGAUCCAGGUGGCCAUUGACACCAAGACAGCAAUGGGGAACCUAUACAGCUUCACAGGCAUCAUGUUGGGACUUUGUCUCCCUGAAAUUCAACGCCUCACCAACACCUGGCACACCGUGAGACAAAAAUUCACUGACUCAGCUUACAAUUUUGAGUCCAAGCUGAGAUCUACCCUGAAGUCCAUGAAUGAGUGCACCAACCCUCAGGCACCCAACACCACCAUACCUCACCUGCUGCCUUUCCUGCUGCUUUGUGAGAGGGACCUCAACGACAUCUAUGCAAUGCACAGACAUAGUUCCUCAAUCCUGCAAUGGGAGAGCACUGCUUCAGACUACGGCCUGCAGAUGCUUGUCUCCCACCUCCAGGAAGCAAGAAUUGUCAACCAAGAUCUCAAUCUUUACCGCCGCAAUGCUGAACUCAUUUUACCUGAUCCCAACACUCUUGAUGAACUCACCUUGGACAUGUUUCGCACCGAGUUCCACCUCAAGUUCUUGUGGGGAAGCAAGGGGGCAGUGGCAGGUUCUGAGGAACGGCACGCAAAGUUCCAGCAGGUGGUGAGGACCCUGUCAGAGCGCUGCGAGCCAACCCCUGGUGUGGCCUGAGUGCUGUGACUUGGUUCUUGGAUAUGAGAGGCUCAUACCUAAUUCUGUGUAAAGUGAAGAAUUUCAGUGUCCAUUACAAAUUACAUUACAAUACAUGGUGUUCCUAGUAACUCUGGUGGCUCACUGCAGACAUGGGAGACAGUAUUGGAGUGAACAGCAGCUCAGUGAGCCUCAUAGGGGGAGUGUGAGUAGAGGUGCUUUGCCUGAUCUCUAACAGUAUGACUAAUAGGAUGUUCAGUAAUAUUUGAGAUAUAUAUUUGACCCACAUAAAAGAACAAGAAUGAAUUCAAUAAUGCUCAGUCCUAGAGAUAACUUACUAAGACUUUCUUCUGUGAGUGCACAGAAAAUAAUAAAAAUGCUUGUGUAUUUGUUCCAUACAUAUAUAAAUGUCAAAAUAUGAAUAAUCAAAAGUACUUGUGAAGCUCAAAUUUUCUCUAUCAUUUUUAACACAUGCUAGCAGUCUUAUUCUGAGAUAUAAUAUAGUAUAGGUACACUAGGACAAAGGAGUUAGCACUAUGGAUAGAAUUUUUUUGUCACUGGUGUCUGGUGCCUCUUCCUCACACCAACCAGGAGUGACCUCAACCCAAAGACGUAGCAUUUUCUAGCUGUUCUAUACUUGACUAGGCUUCUCUAAGUGAAUGAAUUUCUAAUAUCUACAUAUGUGGUCUGAAUUGUUUGUGUGUGUAUUUGUGUGUAAGAAACAGUGUUGCAUUAUUAUUGUUUUGUAUUAUAAUUUAUUAUUGUUGGCAUAUUCAGUAAUGUAUCCCAAUUGAUGGUGCUUUUGCUGCUGGCUUGUGAUAUGACAGCACAAGGGGAAGAGAAUGUUCAGUGUUUUGUGUGUCCAAGAUUCAUGUUUGUAUUUUAAUGAAGAAUUCAGUGUUUGGAACUGAGGGAGUAAAACUAGUAAUGAUUGUGUAGUAUUAUUAGAGUGCGUGUGUUUGUGUGUAUUUACCUAGUUGUAACAUACAGGAAAAAAGCUAUGCUCAUGCUGUCCCAUCUCCAUAUCUAUGCAAAUUUAAUAUUUCUUUGAACUUAUUGAUUGUCUUUGCUUCAAUGACUCUCUUAUCUAAACCAUUCCACACCUCUACUCAUCUUUGUAGAGAGCUGAACUUUUUUAUAUUUCUCCUGCAGUUGUCCUUUCUUAAUUUCUUUCCAUAUCCUCUCUUUUGUCACUGUUGUCCCAGAUUAGUAAGUCUUCUCUAUUUAAUUUUUCCAGUCCAUUCAUCUCUCUGUACUGUAUUAGAUCUCCUCUUUCCUUUCUCUGUUGUAAGGUUGUAAGACACAGGAUGGUCAACAAGCUCUUCUGUGAUUAUUAUAGCACCCAGUCUUUUGUAGGUGGCUAUAUUUGUACACUCCAGCUGAUCGACAGUCCCAAGUGAGGGAGGGAUGUGUUAGGUUAACGUUCUGUAGAAUGCACUCUCAGAUAAAUAUACUUUAUAAGAGUAGUUUAUCCAUCUAUAUUAUCUUUUGUUAUGUUUUUAUUAUCCAUACAAUGAUUAUUAUAUA